AUGGAAUUAGAGACAGACAACCAGCUUCCCUUCCUAGAUGUCCCAGUCCAAAGAGAUGGCAAUAGGCUCAACACCAGCGUCUACCGCAAACCAACACAUAAGGACCAGUACCUCCAUUUCCCCCAGUCACCCUUUCCAAGUCAAGAGAGGGAUAAUUUCAACCCUGACCAGACGAGCCAAGAACAUCUGCUCCACAACCGCAUCACUAGACACCGAACCAUCAACAACACCCUCAACCCUGACACUAAACCUCCCCGACAGCAAGCAGCCCCCUUCACCAUCAGCCUCCCUUUCAUUGGACCAACUAGCCAUCACAUCCGACGACUCCUCAAACAGCAAGCCACCAUUGAUGUCAUCUUCCAAAGAGGCAACACUACACAGAACCUCCUGCAGGCCACAGGCAGACCCACCCCGGCAAAGAUGCCAGAUCCCGCAGGUGUCGACUACCAGAUAGAUUGCGACUGCGGCGAAUCCUAUAUUGAUGAAACAUCAAGAGCAGUCACCAUUAGGAUCAAAGAACACCAGGCCACAGUAAGAAACAAAGACUCUAAAUCCGCGAUAACCGACCACCUUAAAGCCAACCCAAACCACAACAUUAGUUGGAACACCACCAAAGUCAUCGAGAGGGAACCAGCCUGA
Haliotis rubra (blacklip abalone) is the source of this 639-nucleotide messenger RNA. RefSeq lists its product as uncharacterized. Bases 1 to 639 code for a protein of 212 amino acids. NCBI's taxonomy places the organism in Eukaryota, Metazoa, Mollusca, Gastropoda, Lepetellida, Haliotidae. The transcript is spliced from 2 exons. The record is from RefSeq and is a predicted model, not a curated record.